GCUUAAAUUUCCCUCCACCCAUUUUCACUUCAAUUCACUCAAACUUAAAAAAAAUUUCUCAUAUCCUCUUCCUUCCAAAAGUAUCCAUUCUACUCUCCUGAAAUCUCCCAUUCUACUCUCAGACCAAAUUUGUGCAAGUUCCAUCUUCAAAUUUCUUUCGAAUUGAGGAUCUUGAUCCCUGUACCAAACCCUAACCAUUUUGGGUAAUAACCUCCAUACCAAACAGAGCAUUAGCCCUACGCUCGUCUCCAACAUGGACCAGAAUCCUGACGCCAUCACUCCAGGCAUCGACAACCAAGAUCGCCCUUUUGUUCUUAGGAAGCGUAACCUAUGGAGACAGUUGAGGAGGAACAAGAGUACAACUGCAGGGAGGUGUUGCUGCCUUCUUUGAUCCUUAUUGUACCCGAACCGGAGUUGGAGAGGGAGACGGAAGAAAGGAGGAGAGGCCGAGACAUUUGAUUGGGCCCUUAUUCACUUCUGCAGGAUUGCUGAUACCCUCCAUCUUGUUAAUGCUGUUUCCAGUGUUAAAAAUGAGGUGGUUCAUGAAGCUAGCCAGGCGCUUAUGGAGAAGCUAGCUGUUGAGGCGUAUCAGGUUGCAAUGGU
Messenger RNA from Rubroshorea leprosula, 603 nucleotides. The record is from the annotation of a GenBank genome assembly. Lineage: Eukaryota; Viridiplantae; Streptophyta; Magnoliopsida; Malvales; Dipterocarpaceae.